Molecule: messenger RNA, 771 nt
Organism: Meira miltonrushii
Lineage: Eukaryota; Fungi; Basidiomycota; Exobasidiomycetes; Exobasidiales; Brachybasidiaceae
Product: HAD-like protein
Exons: 1
Coding region: 1-771 (256 amino acids)
Molecular function (GO): beta-phosphoglucomutase activity; sugar-phosphatase activity
Source: RefSeq, a predicted model, not a curated record
AUGUCUGUUACAUCCGUUCCCGUUGACGCCGUCCUUUUUGAUAUGGACGGUACUUUGAUCGAUUCCACCCCAGCCCUGGUGGCAGCUUGGUCGGAAUUCUGCAAAAAGUACGAUUUGGAUUACGAUUACGUAGUGAACCAUUGCCAUGGUCAUCGUGCAGUUGAAAACUUCCGUAGAUUCGUUCCUUCUUUGACCGAAGAAGAAUGCGAAGCAGAAGCAGUAAACUUUGAAAACCGAAUUAUCGAAUUGGCAAGAGAAGCAAAACAAAGCGGUGAAAAACAUAAACAAAUCACUGCUAUUCCAGGUGCAUCAAACUUGAUCGAAGAAAUCAAAGCAGGCAAACCUGAUUCUGUUAAAACUCAACCAUGGGCAAUCGUCACAAGUGCAACAGCUGAUUACGCAGCAGAAGUCUUUGACAACGCUUCCGUUUCAAGCCCACCAAAAACUUUCGUUGCUGCCGAUCACGUCUCAGCAGGCAAGCCAGACCCUCAACCUUAUCUUUUGGGUGCAGAAUUGGCCGGAACACAUGCUAAACGUUGCUUGGUCGUUGAAGAUGCACCAGCAGGUGCCAUCGCCGGUAAACGCGCAGGUGCUCAAGUUAUUGGCCUUCGUACCACUCACAACGAAUCCGAAAGAUUGUGGGAAGCCAAUGCUGAUUACGUCGUUAAAGAUUUGACAAAAGUUCACGCCCAUUGGGAAGGCGAACAAAUGUACAUCGAUGUUCAUUCUGAAGCCAAGCCAUCCAGCGUCGCAAACCAAGCCAGUCUAUGA